Vicia faba (fava bean) is the source of this 1218-nucleotide messenger RNA. NCBI's taxonomy places the organism in Eukaryota, Viridiplantae, Streptophyta, Magnoliopsida, Fabales, Fabaceae. The record is from the annotation of a GenBank genome assembly.
AUGGGUGACAUGUUGAGACUCACUUUGGCCUUAUGUGUUUUAAGCAGUGUGUUUUUGACAUCUUCAGCUCAAACAUGUAAAAACCAAACAUUCUCAAACAACAAAGUGUUCACAACAUGUCGUGAUCUUCCACAAUUAACCUCGUACCUCCACUGGUCAUACGAUCAACCCAGUGGUAAACUAGACAUAGCAUUCAGACAUGUUGGAAUCACUUCAACAAAUAGGUGGGUUGCUUGGGCUAUCAACCCCAGCAACACUAUCGACCCGGCUAUGGUUGGAGCUCAAGCUUUGGUUGCUAUUCCACAAGCUAAUGGAAGCCCAAAGGCUUAUACUUCAUCAAUUGCAAACACACUCACAACGUUGCAAGAAGGAACCAUUAGUUAUCCUAUUUCUGGUUUUUCUGCGACGUACCAAAAUAGUGAGGUUACUAUUUUUGCUACUUUGACUCUUCCAAAUGGUACUACCUCGUUGGUUCAUGUAUGGCAAGAUGGGGUUCUAACUUCUUCUGGUUCUCCUCAAGAACAUAGCCAUGAAUCUUCCCAUCAAAACUCUAGAGAACUCUUGGAUCUUGUUUCUGGUACCUCCCAAGCUGUAAGUGGGAUCGGUUCACGUCAAAGAAGAAGAAAUACACAUGGAGUACUAAACGCAAUAAGCUGGGGAAUCUUGAUGCCAACCGGUGCAGUAAUAGCGAGAUAUUUGAAGGUAUUCAAAUCAGCAGACCCAGCAUGGUUCUAUCUUCACAUAACAUGUCAAGUUUCAGCUUACAUAAUUGGGUUAUCUGGAUUUGGAACUGGUCUCAAACUCGGUCAUGACUCAGAGGGUAUUGAAUACGACACACAUAGAGCAAUUGCUAUUGUUCUUGUAACGCUCGCAACUCUUCAAGUAUUUGCUCUGUUUUUGAGGCCAAACAAAGAUCAUAAAUUUAGACUCUACUGGAAUAUCUACCAUCAUGUUAUUGGAUAUGUAACCAUAAGCCUUAGCAUUGCGAAUGUUUUUAAAGGGUUUGAAGCUUUGGGAGAUUCUGUAGGGGACCGUUACAAGAACUGGAAACAUGCUUACAUUGGAAUUAUUGGUGCUUUGGGGGGUAUUGCUGUCUUUUUAGAAGCUUACACUUGGAUGAUAGUUUUGAAGAGGAAGCAAGUAGAGAACAAAACUUCACAUGGUGUUAAUGGUGCUAAUGGAUAUGGACCUGGACCAUAUGGUUCUUCUACCCUCUAG